Heterotrigona itama is the source of this 1376-nucleotide messenger RNA. Lineage: Eukaryota; Metazoa; Arthropoda; Insecta; Hymenoptera; Apidae. The record is from the annotation of a GenBank genome assembly.
AUGAAAAUAAAUGAAAUUCUGAUUCUGAUAGCGGAAGUGAGAUUCAACGUAUUCCGGUAAAAUGACGUUUCGAGAUUUCCAGCGAUAGCGAAAACAAAAGUGAAACAAAGAAACGAAAAAGAUGAAAUAAAUAUCUAUUCCAUAUGGAGGAACGUCGCAAGUCAUGAUACAGAAGCUGUAAAAAUCCCGUUCACAACUGGAACCAAAACCUCUUGGUCUUCCGACAGAUCAGCAAUAUGUCGAACCUAUUCAAUUUUUCAAAUUGAAUGCUGGUCAACUGCACAUAACGCUAGAAUACCAUACUUUAGAGAAAUUUUCAAAAGAGAUAGAUUUUUCUCAAAUUUAAUGCUCCUGACAAAUGAGAAAGCCACAACCAUGCAGAACAUUAGAACAAGAAUUGAAAAAAUGAGCAAUUAUUUAAAAUACAUUUACACACGAUUAUUUAGAAUAAUUUUCUCGAAAUUUUAUACCAGGGGAUUCGUAUAGGGGAUGUGUUAGUUGAUGUUAAUAUCGACUAUAUCCAAACUAUUCUAUCCUAUUACGAUAGUUUGACUGAAAAUUUUAUAAGACCUGAUCUAUCCGUUCGUUCCAGAAUUGUUUCUCAAACAGUUUUACAUUCACAUUCUGAAGUUGGACACAGCAUAUUUGCAGAUAGAUAUUUCAUCAGCAUACUAAUAAAUGCGCUGUUGCAAAAAAAAAAAAGAAAAUGUUAUUUAACUGGUACUACACAGACAAAUAGAAAAUAUAUACCAGAUGCAAUAAAAAAGAAACCAGUAUUUUCUGCCAACAAAGUUGCCGCAUAUAGAUCUGAUGAAAUUUUAUUAUCUUGGAAAGAUAAGAGAGUUGUAACGACGUUGAGUACUCGAGGUACAAGGUCCAAAUUGAGAAACCGACUACAAGUGAAAGCCAAUGUCGCAUUUGAAGUUUGUCCGACAACUCGUCGAUCAACUCGAUACGGAUCUAAAACAACUAACACUCCAUCAGCCUCUAGUGAAAUAGAUAAAUUGAAUGGGCGCUUACACGUCAUUCGUCACGAUGAAAAUGGAAGAUGCAAGGACUGCAUCGUCUGUUCAAAUAGAAAAAUUGAAGGAGAAAGGAAACAAACAACGAAAUCAUUUGUACAUAUAGGAGAUGGGUGCGACAAUGAGUCACGGCAGAAGAUUGAAUGUUACAACCGAAUAUUCAAGCGUAUAUCACUUUCUCAUCAAAUCCUUCCGAGACUCCCUGUCCGUAAAAGGUUAACAUUUGGUCCUUCGAGCCAGAUUCUUGAAGCAGCAUACGACCGACACCAGUUGUCCGUGUUCUCAUCAGUUAGAACACUUGAAACAGUAGUAAGCUCAAUUCAACAAGUGUACGAAUCAUCGUACAUGGGAUAA